Messenger RNA from Varanus komodoensis (Komodo dragon), 4655 nucleotides. RefSeq names its product mannose phosphate isomerase (gene MPI). The coding region runs from base 3005 to 4369 and encodes 454 amino acids. Gene Ontology annotation, biological process: carbohydrate metabolic process; GDP-mannose biosynthetic process. Gene Ontology annotation, molecular function: mannose-6-phosphate isomerase activity; zinc ion binding. The record is from RefSeq and is a predicted model, not a curated record. Gene Ontology annotation, cellular component: cytosol. Lineage: Eukaryota; Metazoa; Chordata; Lepidosauria; Squamata; Varanidae. The transcript is spliced from 8 exons.
GUGUGCGUGCCCGAAUGGGCCCUUUCCGCUGCUGGCUCAUCGCAAGGCGGACUCCGGGCCACUGUGUAUGCAAGGAUGGCCGCUCGGAAGGCAGGGAGGAAGGCAUGUCCUACAUCGGAAAAGCACGGCCUUUCUGAUCCGCGUGUGGCGGCCGUGCCCGGGCGCCGGGGAUCCCAGGCUGAUGCCCAGGCGCUGCCGGUCAUGGCUGGCAGCUUCCAGGCCCCUGCUGGCCCUCCUUUUCCCAGUUCUUUAUCUAAGCAGAUUUCAGCCGGAGGGUCGUGCAAACAGAGGCCACCUUCCAGAAGAGGACUGGCCCUUGUAAAGUUACUUGGGGACACCUCCUGUAGGUUUUAGCAGCUAGUCUUUGGAAGGGGUUCCAGCAGAGAUGCGAAAAUCAGGACACAGUGCUGGCUGGAGAGCAGUUGUAGGGUUGUCUUCUGUGUAAACAUGCAGUGCAUUGUGCCCCCUUUAAGCUGCAAGGACAUUUGCCCUUCUUUGCAACGGGUCAACACGGAAGGUGGUUGGCGGUCCGUGCGGCAAGGAGGGGCUUUACGCAGCCCUGAUUCUGUACAUCCGUGGAUGUGCAACGAGCGUUUGCGUAUUGUUGGCCCCUGGCACCACGCAGGCGAGUGCUCCAGGUGGUGGCACACCAACCUGCUUGUACCCUCAAGGGGACAGAUGUUCCUCUUGCAGUCCUAGGUGCUGGCCAGCGGAUCCUGGAGGUUGUAGGACUUUCUUUGCUCUAAGAGUGCAUACGGUUGCGCCCUGAGGCAUUUUAGCAACCCUAAAGACUGUGUACAGCGAGCUGAUGCUGUGGGAAUAGCCCAGUUUGCCUGCUGUGGUAUUUUCGGCGCGCAUCUCUAGCGAUCUGCAGGAAACGGGUGCAGUCGAAGCACCUCGCUUGCGACGCAAGGAUGCUUAGGAUGGAACAAAACCACCGGCAUUCAAGAUGACAUGCAGGGGUGAAAUAGCGCCACAGGAGAGACACAAGCAAAAGUUGGCGAGCUGUGUGUCAAUUCCUUUCCCCAGGCUGAGAAAAAAGGCAGCACCUGUUGCCAUGGAUAUUAUGAAGUUCUCUCUCUCUGCUGAAGCUUUUCGGGACACAGACCCUGAGGCACUUCCUGGGAGAGCGGGGAGGGACCAAGCUGCUUCAGUGAAGCAAAGCUUCGUUCUCACAGCAAAAGCAACUCUUGCCUACAGAAUGACUGGGGCGAGCCAUGCUAAAGAACCGCUCGCUGCUGGUGCUCUUCGUAACAAGCUGAAGGCCCUCAGGCCUCAGCAUCACACCCCAAAAAACUAUUCUGGCCUUUGACACUAGGGAGCGUUAUCACACGAUCUGUUAAACUGUCAUAACUUCCUAAGCGUUGUUUUGGUGGAACCCUUCAACCAACGGCAGCAUGCAUUUGUGCUUGCGCAUUAACUUAUAAAAUGCAAAGUUUUCUGCUGAACCACUGGGAAAUUUGGGGGGAGUAAAUUUUCCUCUCCACAUAGCUGCUCCCUGCUUGGACGUGGCUUCGGCUACCUUGGUCUGGCUGGACGGCCCAUGGUGGGAGCGCCAGGACUUAUUUCUGUCUGAGCACGCCGUGGGAUCGCUCCCCUCGUUGCUUUUCUCUGCCAAAAUCUCUUCUUCAGCCCAACUGUUAAAACAUUUGGAGAUUCUCUGAGCACCUGCACCAAAGAUUUGUGGACAUUUCCCCUGUCUAAAUGUGGUCAGGAUUGCUUCCUCGGGGAAGCCGUGGCAGGUGGAUAAAUGGAAGGGAUAGCCCCCCACCACCCCAAUGUCCUCAAUAUGAGUUUGUGUUUCUGCAUGCAUGGGUUUUCUAUGGGAUUUUCUGCUAGGGGAAGUGGAGAUGGCCACCGAUUUGGAUGGCUUUAAAAGGGGAAUGAACAGUUUCGUGGAGGAGGCGGCUGUCAGUGGCUACUAGCCUUGCUGGCCACAUGCGACCUCUGUUACCAAGGAGUGGCCUGCCUGCUACACCCGGUGCUGAGGAGCUUGGGCAGGAAGUGGUCUUCCACCAAUCCUGCCAGAGGGAUGGCUGUGAGCAGCUGGUUUGCCACCAUGUGUACGGAGCGCUGUACUAGAUGGACGUUGGCCCUGAUCCAGCAGGACGUUCCUUAUGUUCCUGUGUAUAUUUCUGAUUGAUCCCGAAACUUCGGGUGCUUUUUCACAAGGUAUGUGGGUGUUUAUUUAGUGGGGGGUUGUAGAAGAGGUUGCCUUACUGCCGGCAGGGUAUGCCUGGCACCCCCGGGACACGCUGGCCUGCACAGCGCCUCUUGCCAUUCUCAGAUUAGAUAGGUCAGGCAUGAAAAGAUGGCCUUUAAAAGCAUCCCAGCUAUUUAUAGUGAACGGCGUGUCCCAGACAUCCCCGCUCUCCGACGAAAAUACGGAAGUGGAGGGUGGCUUGUCAGAGAAGAUCAAAGCAGAGAAGAGAUGGCCAGGGAGAGACUUGUUCACACAGACAGUUUAUCCCGGGAAAAAGUCGGCCUCUUUCUGGUUGAGGGAUUAUUUCGAGGCUGAAGUGAGCGGAAGGUGAAUGAGCAACCCCAAGGAGAAAGCACUGAAUCGAUCUUUCUCUGGCCUGUGAGAAGCCAAUGGAACUAGAGCUGCUAUUUCCGGAACUGGCAUUCAAUACCCUCCUUAAGUUUGAGACUACAGGCUCCAUCUGCUCCAGCCAGGACAGCCGUAGUCAGGGAUGAUGUAACCCGCAGUCCCAAAGUGUUGGAUGGGGUCUCAGCAGGCCCGUUGUAGUUUCUGCACAGACACGAAGCUCACGGGAUAACUUUGGGCCGGUCGUGGCCUCCCAGCCUAUCCUACCUCACAGGGUUGUUGUGGAGAUAAAAUGGGGAGGAAGAGGCCCUUGUAAGCUACCUUGGGCUCCUCACAAGAACAUAAACAAGCCCUGCUGAAUCGGACGAAGGUCCAUCUGAUCGCACGGUGCCCAGCCCACUGCUCGGGGGAAACUCACGACCCAGGAAGGAAGGAAGGACAGACGGAAGGCCAGAAAUGCAGUGCUGGAUAAAUCAAGACGCCGUGUCCUGCGGGAGGAGGCUAGGCAAGCUCGUCCCGCUGGAGGACGGUCAGGUGGCCCGGGAGCCCCUCUGCAGUGGCGCUGUGUUUCCCCUCGCCUGUGCUGUGCAAAAUUAUGCGUGGGGCAAGCUGGGCCAGGAGAGCGAGGUAGCCAAGCUCUUGGCAAGCAGCGACACCCUGGUGCGGAUUGACCCCGACAAGCCGUACGCGGAGCUCUGGAUGGGGGCGCACCCCAAGGGAGAUGCCGUGAUCCUGGAUAACCGCAUCCCCCAGAAGACCCUGCGGCAAUGGAUCGCAGACAACCCGGGGUGCCUGGGCUCAAAGGUGAAGGACACCUUCCAGGGGCAGCUGCCGUUCUUGUUCAAAGUGCUGUCGGUCAACACGGCCCUGUCCAUCCAGGCCCACCCCACCAAGGAGCUGGCAGAGAAACUGCACGCACAGAACCCGGACCACUACCCAGAUGCCAACCACAAGCCAGAGAUGGCGAUCGCGCUGACCCCCUUCGAGGGCAUGUGCGGUUUCCGGCCUGUUGAAGAGAUUGUGGCUUUCCUCCAAAAUGUCCCCGAAUUCCGGGCCCUCAUUGGGAAUGUGGCGGCCGAGCAGCUGGAGCGCAGCGUCGGCAACGACCCCCGGGGUGUGACCGCCGCGUUGCGUGUCUGCUUCACCCGGAUGAUGAAGAGUGAGAAGAAGGUCUUUGUGGACCAGCUCAAUAUGCUGGUGAAAAGGAUUUCCCAAGAAGCCGCCGCCGGGAAAGAUACCUCCGCCAGCUGCGGGGAGCUCCUGCUCCGGCUGCACUCCCAGUACCCGGGAGACAUCGGUUGUUUCGCCAUCUACUUCCUGAAUCGGGUCCUGCUGCAGCCCGGGGAAUGCAUGUUCCUGGGCGCCAAUGAGCCCCACGCCUAUCUCUAUGGAGACUGCAUCGAGUGCAUGGCCUGCUCCGACAACACCGUGCGUGCUGGCCUGACCCCCAAGUACAUCGACGUCCUCACCCUGUGCGAAAUGCUGAACUACACGCCGUCCCCCAGCAGCUCCAAGCUCCUGGCCCCCUCCCAGUGCCACCUGGACCCCUGCAUCUGCCACUACGAGCCCCCAAUCCCCGACUUUGCGGUCAUGAGGAUAGAGAUUCCUUCCUCCAUCAAGAUUUACCUUGUUUCGGCCAUCGACUCGGCUAGCAUCCUCCUGGUGGUGCGGGGAACCGCCGUCGGCACGUCCACCGCGGCCCAGUCCGACAUAGCCCUCCGCCGGGGCACCGUGCUGUUCAUCUCGGCCAACGAGAGUGUCUCCUUGCACCUGUCCAGCAACGAGGGGAUGCUGCUCUUCCGAGCUUACUGCCCCUUGUAACGCGGGCCGCGCGCUCUUCCCGCCUUGCUGUGACUUGGCCUAGGAUCAGUAGGAACUGGCUCGCGCCCGCCGUUGCACCCAGCACCAGAAGCCCAGCAGCAUUAGGACUCGCCCCUCCUCUGUAUUCCACCUUGGCUUUGCCCUGCUCCGCUGCACCGCCGGCUCGUUGUCGCCAAGCGUGGGGCAGGAAGCACGUGGGCGGGCGGCCGGCCCGCGUGAAGCUGUACCCCCCCCGCCGGCCAGCAGGCACGAAGGAGCAGUAUUAAAUUCCCCUGCACCAGUGUUC